AUGCUUAGAUUAUUAAAAUUGAAUCUGGACUGUUUGUGGUAUAUAGAAACAGAUAAUAGUUCUUACGUUAUAAGACUAGAAUUCCUGGAAUUUUCUACAGAGGAUACGGGUUAUUGUUUAGAAGAUAAAGUUGUAAUAUAUGACGGUGAGCCGCAUUAUUCGAAUUAUUUAGAGACAUAUUGUGGUAGGAAGAUACCAGAUCCAAUUGUCAGUAUAGGAGUAUUGCUCACUAUAAAACUACAAACUGACUCCUCGAAACAUUCUACAGGCUUCAAGGCGAGAUAUAUAGCAGGGCCCGAAUCGGAGUUGUAUGACGAUGAUGAUUCAUCAGAACAGACAACUACUACUGACAACUCCGUGUACGUGAUCCUCGGUGUUACCACGGGAACGGUACUGCUGGUUGUUAUAGUGAUAGCUGUUGCCAUCAACGUGUACAAGCACGUGCAAGCUAAAAAGCUUCAUGAUUCCCCUCAAUCUCCAUCUAACAGACGGUUUUCAGACGCUCGCGUUCAUCCUCUUGUUUUCAAUGGUCAACAAUACAACGAUAAUAAUACAAACACAUUCAAUACUGAUAGCCCUCCCAUAUAUUCGGAAUUUGCGCCUCGCCCAAUGUCACCGCCUCCUAGAUAUACCAUGUUUGACACAAACACAUUCCGUUGACAAUAUACACUACGUGCGACACGGAGAAACAUGUUAUAUGUAUUCAUUCAUUUAGCUUAUGUCUGCAUGCAUGUUUAUUUGACUAUGAUAUAUAUAUAUUUGCAUUACAUGAAACUGAACAGAAGCGUCCAACAGAUAUGUUGUUGCAUUCGAUAAACUAGACAAGAUAAUCUGGAUUAUUAACUGAAAAUACAAAAUAAUGAUUGACGACAAAUAUUUUGAAAAUAUGGAUGGCUCACGAUAGUACAUGCCAGUAAAGGCUUUGAUAAAUUGCAGUCAAUUUAUCUGAGAUGUUUGAACGACUGCCUUGCACUUAAUUUGAUCUAUCUUCUUUUAUAUUACUCGUUAAAUGCGCUGAAAAAGAAAGCAACAUUUUUAAUCUAAAUACAUGUGUAUGUAUAAGUUAUAGUAGUGACUCAGAACAUUUUAUAACUAUGUCAUAGUGAAUACGCCUGUGUUAGACAUUUUAACAUAUAAAGAUGAGCGCCGGAGUACGGGGUACAUAUAUCCCGCAUAGAUAGCUUUUUGUAAUGACUUGACAAGUUUGUAUUGUCUUCAACUGAAAUCGUACAGUAAAUAAGUGUAAAAUAAAAAUUGUAUUG
Messenger RNA from Ruditapes philippinarum (Manila clam), 1262 nucleotides. RefSeq names its product protein tolkin-like. Lineage: Eukaryota; Metazoa; Mollusca; Bivalvia; Venerida; Veneridae. The transcript has 4 exons. The record is from RefSeq and is a predicted model, not a curated record. Bases 1 to 660 code for a protein of 219 amino acids.